Molecule: messenger RNA, 2899 nt
Organism: Doryrhamphus excisus (bluestripe pipefish)
Lineage: Eukaryota; Metazoa; Chordata; Actinopteri; Syngnathiformes; Syngnathidae
Source: RefSeq, a predicted model, not a curated record
CAGGCUUCACUUUGGACCCCCCUGGGAAAUUAAUAUGUUUGGAUUGCUUUUGCUUUACUUUUUUAAAUGUACAAUCCUCCAAAAUCGGUUGUUUUUAAGCGCAUUAUUAAUUGAUUUAAUCAAAAAUCCCAUGUUGCGUGUACCCACGGUUUGUUUAACCUUGACUCGCCCUUGUGGAUGUGCACGUCGUUAAUGUAUUUAGAUGGAGUUCAGGGCGGUGGCCACAGUCAAUGAAUGAUGGCAGCCUUUUUAAAGGUCUGGUAGGCGGUGCUGUGUUUACACCAGGCCCCGCUCCGCCCUGAACGCCGCGCAUAGAAAACUGAUGGUGGGCCGCCGGAGGAGGCGAGACAAGUGCAAACCGGGAUGGGGAGCUCCAUGGCUGCGACACUAGCGAUGAGCGACGGCGGACACGAGGAGCCCUUCUUCCCGCUGCACAAGGCGUCCUUGCCGGCUGGAUUUCACAUGGAGGACUCGGCGUUAUUCGGCUUGGAGUGCAAGAUGAGCGAUUCGGAUCGAACCGGACACAGCGACUACACUCAGGCAAAGUGCGAAAUGGACCGCUAUCUCUCCCCUCUUCCCGACGGUCAGAAGUCCCAAAGAGACAACGCAACAGGGGUGGAUGCUUAUUUCGGAGAGGAGCAAAACGGAGCUCCGUAUACCCUGAAUAUGAAUCUUUACCUCCCCGAUAUGACGUACCUGAGAACAACGGGCUUGGGGCAACUUCCGCGGGCGCCCCAGCCCCACGAAAACCUCCAAGUCCAAGUCAAAACAGAAACAGCGGCGGCGUGCUUCUCCCAGAACCUUGAGGCUCACUGCCCCGGCACGACACCCACGAGUAGCUGCAGCACCUCGGGGCACGCCCCUGCUGGUAUCGCUAUGGAAACCUCCACUGUAAACAUACCGGGGUUGCCAGAUUUCACCAGCGCUUUCAACCAGCAAGGAAGCGAGACUCUGGUACCGGAGGUCUUCAUCAAACAGGAAAUGUCGCCCGGGUUCGAGCAGCUCCAGCAUCACGACAGCGGCGCCUCGCUAUUCCAGCUCCUGAUAUCCGGUUUGGAUCAUCACCACGGCGACGCCAUGGAAGCUCAGCAUCAGCACAUGCAGCACGGCUUCCGUAGCUCCCCGCAAGAUCAAACGGUUAAGUCUUCCUUCUGCGGCGGCCCCGCUUACUCCCGCCCCCUCGCUCAGACGCAAGCUCACUUCUUCCAGCAGGCGCCCUACCUGCCGCCGUCGCCGCCCAGCUCCGAACCGGGCAGCCCCGACAGACAAAAGGAGCUCCUCCACACCAUGUCCCCGCCUCCUUCUUACGCGGCCACUAUCGCCUCCAAGCUGGCGGGCAGCGCCCCCGUCCCCCACCCAUCGGGGGCGGCUCCCGUUACGGGACAAACUGCUGUGCCGCUUCCCCAUGCCCCCGCCGCAACACAGGCCUUGACCCCGGUGCGCUACAACCGUAGGAACAACCCAGACUUGGAGAAGCGGCGGAUUCAUCAUUGUGACUACCCAGGCUGCGAGAAGGUCUACACCAAGUCGUCCCAUCUGAAAGCUCACCUCAGGACCCACACGGGUGAGAAACCCUACAGGUGUACGUGGGAAAGCUGCGACUGGCGUUUCGCCCGCUCCGACGAGCUGACCCGCCAUUACCGGAAACACACGGGCGCCAAACCUUUCCAGUGCGCCGUGUGUUCCCGUUCCUUCUCGCGUUCCGAUCACCUUGCCCUGCAUAUGAAGAGACACCAGAACUAGCACUUGACCUUGUAAAACAAAAACAAAAAAAGCACCCCCUAGUGGUGCUGUUUGGUACUUUCCUAGUUGGUGCACUGGGAACAAACACGGAUUUGUGUAAAGUAGAACGAUAUACUCGAUACUGACUCGCUUUCUACGGGGGAGAAGACAAAGAAAGGGGGGGGGUUGCAGUCCUUUUCGGGAAUGAAAGCACUUAAUCCUCAAUUCUCUGGAAUUCUCUGUUGUUUAUUUGCAAGCCAAAUUUGUGUUUACAUCAUAUUUGUUACUUCCUAUUACCAAAUGUUUUGGUUUGCACUAGAAAUGAGUCAAAUAGAACCGUUCGUUCGUUCAUGCGGAUGCAAAGAAGGAAGGGAAAUGGCCGACUUAUGGAAGGAUUUUUUUUUUUUUUAAAUUUCAGCCAGCGAUGGAAGAGAGAGAGAGAGGGGGGGGUUGCCAAAGAGCAGCAAUUAAGUGAUCAAUUAUUAAUUUUGUCUUUUAGCGAGCAGACAAACAAAAAAAAAAAACGGCGUAUCUUGCGUGCUUCUUUUUUUUUUUUUUUUUUUUUUUUUUAAACCAAAGUUGAUCAUCUUCACUUUAUUAAAAACCUUAUUAAAAAGUGCCUCUAGUCUGAUUUGUGUUAUGUAAACAAAUUGUAGCUGUGAUGCACUGAGACUUUAAACAAUCACGGUGCUCUUUAACGUUUUUUUUUUUUUUUAAUAUUUUUUUAAAUUUUCUUUUUACGCCUUUUUCCCGAUCAAAUGUUUCCUGUUUGUCCGCAUGUUGUUGAUUUUGCGUGUUUCAUAUUUUGACCCCCCCAUGCAGGUAGCAUCCAGACAAUAUAGCACUGUAACUGUAUCAUGUAUUUAUUUGUAUCACCUGUCUUCUUUGCCCCCCCCCCACCACCCACCGCCACACUCCCCCCGUGCAAAAAUGCCUUAAUGUAAAUACAUAUCGAUGCACUGUAAAUACACUUUUUUGUUGUUGUUUUUUUUUAGCUUUGUUUUGUAAACAAAAGGGCAACAGGAGGAAAUUGCCCUGCAUUCAAAUUUUUUUUUCAUGCAAUUGUUUUAUAUUUUUGCCUUUUUUUUUUGUUCUUGUUUCUUUCAUUGGUAAACGUUCCAAAGACAAAAGUUGUUGUUUUUUUUUCCUUCAACUGAGUGAAACCUAAUAAAAAUCA